This is a messenger RNA of Porites evermanni, 891 nucleotides long. NCBI's taxonomy places the organism in Eukaryota, Metazoa, Cnidaria, Anthozoa, Scleractinia, Poritidae. The record is from the annotation of a GenBank genome assembly.
AUGUCCAAGCGUACGGUAUUUGUUCUCGGCUGCAGUGGUUCAAUCGGUUCCGCCACAGUCAGAGCUCUGUCCAGAAAAUACUCGGACACGUUUAACAUCCUCGCAGGAACAAGGGACAUUGCAUCUGAGAAAGUGGCAUCCCUCAGAUCUCUGCCAGGGGUAACAAUUUUGCACGCUGAUAUGAAUAACAAAGAAGCAUUGCGUGACCUGUUGACUGGCGUGACAUCAUUGUUCAUCGUUACACCAACCAAUGGGUUUAGACUUGCUAUCGGCGCAGCGGAAGUAGCUAAAGCGUCAGGCGUUAAGCACAUUCUGACAGUUAGCGUACUCACGGUUGAGCUCACCGACACCAUCUAUGGCAAACAGUACGGCGAGUUAGAGUCCCGUGUUAAACUCCUUCAGAUCCCAUACACUUUUAUCCGCCUUCCUCCAUUCGUCGACAACUACUGGGCUUACAAACGUCCCAUUCAGCAGAAUUCCUCUUUUAGCACUCCAGGUGAUCCAACCAAGCCAUUCUCAGCUGUCGUGGUGGAGGACGCUGGGAAGGCUGCAGCCGCUAUCAUGGCUGAACCCGAGAAGCAUUAUGGGAAGACUUACAAGCUGAUAAGCAAUCGUCACACUCUAAACGAGCUGGCAGCCGCUUUUAGCCAGGCUCUAGGUAGGAAUGUCAAGUAUGAACGAAUUUCUUACAAUGAUUGUAGGCGCCGUCUCGUUGAAGUGGUUGGUUUUAGCGAGGAGGACGCAGAUGGGAUCUUAGAAAUAUACAGGCUUACUGAUGAGGAGUGCCCAAUGGUAGACGACCCAGAAAUGUCCCACUUCAACCAAAUCACGGGAGAAAAGCCCACCAGUUUGAAGGAGUGGGUGAAUGAGGUGGCUCCUGCAUUUAAGUGA